AUGUCAGACGAUGACACUGGCAGUCCGUCAAAGCAAAUCCAGAAAGACAUGUCUGGCUCGUUUGUAUCCAAAAAGGAUACCCCUGUGACCGAGACUAGUCCGCAGACUGGAGAGAAGAGAAAGCGGGGUCGACCACGCAAGACACCGGAGGAACCAUCUAAAUCGUCCGAUGAACCAAAGCGCGGACGUGGACGUCCACGAAAAGUCCUCUCUGAAGCAGAAAUCGCAGCAGCCGCGGCGGCGGCUGCAUCGCCCGGGAUCAAGCGAGGGCGUGGACGCCCUCGCAAGGAACCAGCCGCAACAACCGAUACACCCUCUACGGAACCUAAGAAGAAAGACGGCCGCGGCCGUCCACGCAAAAAUCCAGUCUCUUUGCAAGCACUAGUAGCACCUCCAUCCACGACUCCGAAAAGAGGUCGCGGACGUCCUCGCAAGAGCAUACCCGCCGAUGAACUUGCCGCAGACAUGGAUUCCAAGAACAAGAAGCCAUUGGGGGAAGAAGGGACAACACAUGAGCCUGUUCGUGAAAGCACGCCUCUAGAAGAUACCGGUCGCUCGUAUUGGCUGAUGAAGGCAGAGCCCGAAUCUCGUCUAGAGAAGGGGGUCGAUGUCAAGUUCUCGAUCGAUGAUCUGGCUGCGGCGAAGGAACCGGAACCGUGGGAUGGCGUUCGGAACCCUGUUGCCCGUAACAUCAUGAAAGAGAUGAAGCAGGGAGACUAUGCCUUUUUUUACCACUCCAACUGCAAAGUACCCGGGGUGGUUGGGAUAAUGGAGAUUGUGGGAGAACAUUCCAUUGAUGAGUCUGCAUUUGAUCCCAAGCAUCCAUAUUACGACGCCAAAUCCAUACGCUCUGCUCCCAAGUGGGUGGUAGUGCAUGUGGAGUUCCGACGGAAAUUUGACAACCCAGUGACUUUGGCCGAUCUCAAACUUCAUGCCCAGCCUGGCAAGGCACUGGAAAACCUCCAGACUUUGAAGCAAUCCCGACUGAGUGUCUCUUCGGUCACUCCAGCACAGUGGAAGUAUAUUCUCGAAUUGGCGGGAGUAGACGUUCGAACCAAUGUUUAG
Messenger RNA from Penicillium oxalicum, 1065 nucleotides. Its product is annotated as EVE domain-containing protein. Gene Ontology annotation, biological process: regulation of DNA-templated transcription. The transcript has 7 exons. Bases 1 to 1065 code for a protein of 354 amino acids. Gene Ontology annotation, cellular component: nucleus; chromatin. The record is from RefSeq and is a predicted model, not a curated record. Gene Ontology annotation, molecular function: DNA binding. NCBI's taxonomy places the organism in Eukaryota, Fungi, Ascomycota, Eurotiomycetes, Eurotiales, Aspergillaceae.